GGCCUUUUCCUCUCGAUGGCGCCUGGGACGAGCGAAUGCAGGGAUGGAUCACGCUGGCGACGGCGCGGCGGAGCUAGAAGAAUCGAUAAUCUCGCCAAUGUGACAGAGAUCACAGCCGAUUCAAGCUGGCGGCUCCUCCCCCACUCCAAUUUGGCGAGUCGUGCAGUGGAAUCUCUCGUGCCUCGCUCGCAGGAUAGAAAUAUGGAUUUUGGAGAGAAAAAAUAGAAUUUUUUCGUGGAUUGGGCUGGCUGGCUCUUGGCUGGUCCAAUCUUUACGAUCAAGGAGAAGCUUUUCUUCUUCUCCUCGUACUUAUAGUAGCUGUGAUACUCGACUCCACUCAAGACACCUCUUUGAACACGUCGAGGAGAAUUUUAAGCGGAAGACCGCGCGUUAAAAAUUGUCAAACACGCUGGAGCAAGACUGUUCUCCUUUGUUUGUACUUUGUGGGCUGUGGGGUUGACUAUCAUUGCCUCUCGAAACUUUUGAGCUGCGCUUUGCCUGAGUUGAUCGAUGCUGCGUCUGUUUUUUUCUUCUUCCUCGAGACUUAUCCGAUUUUCCGCUGAUUGAAACAGGAGGAAAAUGUCAAAGCUGGGAGAGGAGAGGACGGGAAACUUUUCUUACAACGAGCGAUCUUUUUAUACCACUCCAGAAUGAUCUGUCCCCGACUUGACGAUUAAGCUCGAGGAUGAGCGCCAGACCGUGUCAACCGUCGUUCCUCCGCUCUUGUGUUCGGGUCAAGGUGAAAGUCUUUUUUGUGCUUUGCAGAUUGGUUCUCCCGUUCUCAUUGCCACGCCUUCGUUUUAUCUGGUUCGAGUUUGAGAAACUUCUCUUCUGGAAAACGAUUCCUACGAGUGACAGACGUUUAGUUUGGACGGCCUGGAUACCUGAUUCGGAAUCCGUGGAUGGUGAAGAUCUAUUCUAUCCUGAUAAGGGAAGUCAAGUAGAUAUUUCCACCGGAAGAUAUGAGUAAAAGGCCAAAGCGACUGUCCCUCAGCUCAUGGCUGCUGUUGCCGCAACAACGGCUUCAGUCUCCCUGCAAAAUGGUGCUGUGUCGCAAACGUCAGCUCAGCUCCAAUCGUUUCCAGAUUCGGCAAGAAUUGCUCAUCUGGGAUUUCUGAAGCAAGGUAGCAACGCCAGCCAUUCACUUUGCAAAUGGCAGAUUUAUGCGCCACGGCGGGGUCUGUCUCGAGCCAGAUCAAGCUGCAUUGCUGCUGUAGUAGCACUCUCAGCUUCUACAACGGCUGCUACAACGGAAGCCGUCACUCCUCUCAAAGACCUGCCGCUCUGCCCCUAUGUCAACAAGGAUGGAAGAAUUCAGCCACCAGUGGAUCCCGACACUGCCGCUACCAUUUUUGCCGUAAUUGACAACAACAACAGGGUUCAGUACAUUGGUUUCUCCAAGGAUAUCAGGAACUCUCUUAGAACUCUCAUCGGAAGGCGUCCGGAGCUUUGCCACUUUUACAAGGUGUUCCACUUGCCGGUGCUUGAUCAGCAGAAAAUGCUCGCUGUGAGACAACAGUGGGUGAACGAGCUUGGGAGCAUUCCAAGGGGAAACGCCGAUAUUACACAGAGAAACCUGUGGGAGCAGCCCGUCGACGCUGGAUCCAUUUCCGACAGAGGGAAGGCGGCGGCGGCGGCUGAUAGAGCCAAGACGCUCAAACAAAUUUUGUUCGACAAAGGCGUCCUGGAAGAGAUGGUCUACAACCCGGACUUGCUCGCAGAGGGAAAGUGUGACAUCCUGCCAUCGAAAGAUCAAACACCCGAGGAACUGGCCGCUGCUGCCAAAGCCCGCGAGGAGGAAUCAUCGAAACGAGUGGCUUGUUCCGUCAAGACGCCCGACGAUCGAGAGAUAACAUUCGACGUGUACUACGAGAGCAAGUUCGUCACAAACGGCGGAUGGAUGUACGACAUACUCGUAACUCACGACAACAAGGAAACGAGGCACCGCGUGAUUAUGGGACGGAUUUAUCCCGAGGCCGCAAAGAUGGACGAGGAUCGUUUCCUAGAAACCGUGAUGGCGUUCUUACUGGAUAAGAAAAUCCCACGGCACACGGAUGGAGUUCGGUCGCCGCUCACGUUUCCCAUAAAUUACUUCGCGGUUGGACAGGUCGAGCAGCGGUGGGACGAGGAAUUCCAGUCGUGGUUCUCGGAGCCACUCCCGACUGACCACUGGAACUUCAAGAGGAUCCACUCGUAUGGGCCGACGAUCGACACGGACUUGGAGCUGGGCCCGGAGGAUAUAGUUCUUCCUAAAGCCGCCGAGUAGAAAGAGAGCGGCCACUUUUGUUUGGAUGGGAUUCGUUUCGUCCCAAAAUCUUUGUCGCAAAAACUUCCCCUACUAACGAUCA
This is a messenger RNA of Selaginella moellendorffii, 2348 nucleotides long. RefSeq lists its product as uncharacterized. Bases 998 to 2266 code for a protein of 422 amino acids. The transcript has 10 exons. Lineage: Eukaryota; Viridiplantae; Streptophyta; Lycopodiopsida; Selaginellales; Selaginellaceae. The record is from RefSeq and is a predicted model, not a curated record.